AUGGUCAGGGCAAUAUUUUCUGUGUUGGACCUAAUGAAAGUAGACAUGGCCAACUUCGCUAUCACCAGCAUUAGGCCACGUCUCAUGCAGCAGUCAGUUGAAUAUGAGAGGAAGAAGUUUCAGGAAGUGUUGGAGAAGCAGCCGGAUUCCCUGGACUUUGUCACCCAGUGGCUGGAGGAGGCCUCAAAUGACCUUUUGACUCAGAAGUGCAAACAUGCCCUGCCAGCUGGGGGAGGGGCUGCUGGCUCUGGGGAUGCUCCAGUGCUGACCUCUGUUUCUGUCCAGAAUUAUGCCUAUCUGAAGCUUCUGAAAUGGGACCACUUUCGGAGACCUUUCCCCGAG
Psammomys obesus (fat sand rat) is the source of this 342-nucleotide messenger RNA. RefSeq names its product T-complex protein 11-like protein 1. Lineage: Eukaryota; Metazoa; Chordata; Mammalia; Rodentia; Muridae. The record is from RefSeq and is a predicted model, not a curated record. The transcript is spliced from 3 exons. Gene Ontology annotation, biological process: signal transduction. The annotation marks the transcript as partial.